AAUUAAAAUAAAAUAAAUUGAAAUUGUAAAAAAAAUCUAAUUAAAAGUUAUUAGCUGCCCCACCUCUACUUGUCUCCUUCACACAACCUUCUCGGCGGUAAUUUCACUAGCCCACCACCCGAAUGCGUAGCCUUUAAUCGCUCAGUAACGGAAACGAGGAAUACUAACAACAAUAACAACAAUAACAACAAAAACAAUCAAAACAACCACAGCAGUAAAAGAAAGAAGCGCAAAAACACUUUGCAGAAAAGGCGUUGCUUCAUACAGUCGCCUCAUUGAAUACCGAACUCAUUGUGAUUCGUAUCAGCUUUAGCAUCAGCAUCAGCAUCAGCAACAUCAACAGCAGUCUCAGUCUCCGUCUCAGCCUCAGUAAUAGCAGCAAUACCAGUACCAGUAUCAGCAUCAGCAAGAACAUUAACAAACCCAACCCCACCAACACAUUUGGUCGUUAGUGAUAAGAGACAAAUACCGCACGCCUAACCAACUGCUCGACCAAACAAACGCUCAUUGUGUACCUAUUUGACUUUCAAAGUUUUUCUACAAUUUCAACGAAAAGAAACCAAAACCGUUAAGAACGGAAAUUUUUGGUCAUUAAAAUUCGUUAAUAACUGUAAAUUCGUUACUUACACUAAUGCGAAUUUAAAACUCUGCCUCAGUUGAGACGCGACGUCAUUUUGUGCCAAACUCGGGUGACAUCAAUGAAAACGGAAAACUGAAACUGAAACUGAAACUGCUUUAAAUGUUGUGAGUGGACAGGACAGGAGGAAAGAAGAGUCGCCAGCCUUGGAAGUGUUUCGGACUAUUUUCUUGCGUACAUAAUUGAGUUCAAACUUUAUUUAAUAUUUUUUAUUUUUGAAAUUAAAUUGUGUAAAGCUUCGACACCUGAAGAUACGAAAAAGCAAAAAAAGCAAAAAAAGCAAAAAAAAAAAAGAAAAAAAACAAAAAACCCACACCCAUUACACGCACACCCAUUGUAUGAAGUGUUCUCUGUCGAAGAAGGACGAACUCCACACUUCUUAAGGAUUAUUAAGCAAAGCUCGUAGAAAGAAAUUGGUGUUUUUUUAUAAAUAAUUUUUAUUAAAAUUUGUUGAGAUAUAAGCUGCCAAACAUGUUUUCCAUGUGCUCCAAAGUGAAGCCACGAAACUCAGUGAAUACACAACAACUAACGGGAAAUAUCGGUAAACAAAUAAAAGGAGGAUAUCUCUUGCGCUAUAAAAAGCAACUUCUCUGGAAUCGCUGGUCAGAAGAAUGGGUUGUUUUAUAUGACGAUUCUACUAUGGCCUGGUUUACAGAACCAGGCAGGUCCUCUCCUGCUGGUAAAAUACUAGUUAAGGAAGCACCGGAAAUGCUUGCCAUUGCACAUUGGACUGGCCAAAUUCCGCGUCGUCCUCCAUUGCCAGAAGGUUGUAGCGUUUCACAAUUGAUUGCAUUAGGUUCACGCAGAAAACGUUCAAAAGUCUAUUGGAUGCUGGCGAAAUCUGAACAGGAAGUUAGUGAAUGGAUUGAUGCUAUCACAAAAACUCUACCACCACCACCACAGAUAGAACUAGUCGUUGAUAAGCCACACCUAAUGAAUGUGUUACGUAGGCCGUUGGUGCGCAUACGACCGGCUACGUCUUCCGAAGUUAAGCAACGAAAAGCUUUGUCUAAUAAUAGUUCCCAUCCAGCAUUGGCAAGUCAUCGAGCAUUGUUCAGUCAAAAUCCUUUGGUAAAGAGUGAUGCAGCUGUUGCCAUACUCAGCAAAAAACCUGAUUCAAAAGCCUCCUUGGCUUGUGUAUUGCCGUGGGGACAUGGUUGGGGUUGGGCUACUUUGCCAAAUGGAGUUUGGAGUGGAGGUUUAACCUGGUCGCAAUGUGAAGAUACAUUCACUUUACAUGCGCUGCCCACAACUCAUUGCACUAAUUUAAUAGACACCGGUUGUAGUGGUGCUGUUUAUCACACUGACAUUGGUGGUUUUGAUUUUCAUUCAACUGGAGUUGAAGAUCUUGGUGGAGAAGAUUUUGAUUAUGCUAUGGAUUGUGGCGAUUUUAUAUUUUAAAUUUGAAAGAAAAGCCAUUUUUGCACUCUAAACUGUUGUUGAGAGUAUAUGAACCUGCUAAGUGAACUACCCCACCCUUAAUAUAGAAUAAAACUAUAUAUGCAUAAAGGAUCGAAGGCGUUAAAAAUAAACAAAAC
Molecule: messenger RNA, 2175 nt
Organism: Teleopsis dalmanni
Lineage: Eukaryota; Metazoa; Arthropoda; Insecta; Diptera; Diopsidae
Exons: 8
Coding region: 1109-2038 (309 amino acids)
Biological process (GO): regulation of cell differentiation
Cellular component (GO): membrane
Source: RefSeq, a predicted model, not a curated record